Molecule: messenger RNA, 2977 nt
Organism: Brassica napus (rape)
Lineage: Eukaryota; Viridiplantae; Streptophyta; Magnoliopsida; Brassicales; Brassicaceae
Product: tropinone reductase homolog At2g30670-like
Exons: 5
Coding region: 1350-2138 (262 amino acids)
Molecular function (GO): oxidoreductase activity
Source: RefSeq, a predicted model, not a curated record
UGCAUCUUAAAGCAGUUGUAUUUAUUUUAAAUAAGAAGUUAUUGAAAUCAUCAGUCCAAAUCUAAAAAAGGAGGAAGCCGAUUACCAAAACACUCAGUCCAAGUAGUUAUUCAAUAUCGAAGCAAGAAUAUUGAUGCAGCGUCAUCAUGCUUGGACGCCAAGGAAACCAAUGUUACGAAUCGUAAUUUACGAUUAGGCUUUAAGUUUUCCUUAUUAUUAUUAAGUUUAUUAUUUUCCUUUUAUUUUCUUUUUUAGGAUACCGAAAACCCUAGAUGAGAGUUUUAUUUAUAGUCUUUGUAUUUCUUUUUUAGAAGGCAGUUUUUGAUAAUUAAUAAACUAAAAAAUUUCUCUUUUUCCUUGUUUUUGAUUUGAUUAAAUUCAUCAAUACAAGAAGCCGAUCUCAAGUAUGGUUCUUUGAAUCUCUUGAUUGAGUAAAGCAUGUCCCAAGGAGGAUUAUCAAAUCCCUUGGUUGAGCUGAUUAUCUAGUUAGUAUGCUGCGCCAAAUAUGGUCCUCUAACGUCUCUAGUGAAUUUGGCUUCUUCAUCUAAGGAGAUCAAUGGCCUUCUUUACCUUACACGUUUUGACAAAACUCAGGUUUUCCAUCACCUUAGAAAACGAGUUCUCGAGGAAACAUUGUGUGUUUCUCAUUGCCACCUCCGCACUUCAUGCGAGCUAGUACAAUAUCUUUAGCUUUCUUUCGUAGAAGUCUAGGAAACACAUGUGGGAGAGGUCUAAUCUCUGAAAAAGCUAAAUUAUAUGGUUUGAACUUCGUUCGAGAGAAAUGUACGAAUCUACAAAAUCUAAAAACUUCAAUAUUAUUCAGAAAAGAAGAAGAAUAAACUUCUCUAAGGAGUCUUCUCGAAGGUAUUAAGGCUUGUGUGACUUAAGGUUCGUCUUUUUAACUUAAUAUAUACACAUCAUAUUUUCUAGGAUUCUACUCAUUUGUUCUGAUUUUGUUUAAGGUUUGGAUAAAUUUAUUUCAUUUUAUUUUGUGGAAUGUUAAUUAGGCAUGUCAUAGUAGAAAAGCUAGCCAGAUUUGAGGUACAAUCUCAUAUAUGGUUUGUUAGGACGUCUAUUCGGAAAUUCAACAUUCAUAAACAAAUAAUAUGUUAUGAAUAAAUACAUUUCAUGUAACAUUUAACAAUCAGAACAUUAAAAUAUUAUUUUGCAUUUUUUCAUUUGCCAUUUAGCUAAUUUUCUCUCUAAAUUUUUGUCACUAAUUCAUUUUUAAAUAAUGCUAGAAUUUUCAACUCUACGAAACGUCAUUGGCUACGUAUAUUUGAUUUACUUAGCAUCUAUAUAUAUGUUAUGUGGCUUCUUUGGUUAUUUCUAAUCAGUGGAAAACAAAAAUGGAUAAAAGAUGGAGUCUUCAAGGGAUGGCUGCUCUUGUAACAGGUGGAGCCAGCGGAAUUGGGCAUGCCAUAGUAGAUGAGCUAGCCGGUUUUGGAGCUAGAAUCCAUGUAUGCGACAUAUCUGACAUACUGCUAAAUCAAAGUUUAAAUGAAUGGGAAAAGAAAGGGUUUCAAGUUAGUGGCACAAUCUGUGAUGUAUCCUCACGUCCCGCUAGAGAAACACUUAUGCAGACCGUCUCAAUGAUGUUCGAUGGCAAGCUCAACAUUCUUGUGAACAACGUUGGCGGACUUCGCACAAAGCCAACAACAGAAUAUCUGGCUGACGAUUUCUCGUUCCAUAUUUCAACAAACUUAGAAUCUGCUUAUCAUCUUAGCCAACUUUCACAUCCUCUCCUAAAAGCUUCUGGAUUUGGAAGCAUUGUCUUUAUUUCGUCUAUUGGAGGGGUUGUAUCGAUGGAAGGUGGCUCUAUCUACUGUUUAACCAAAGGAGCUAUAAAUCAACUAGCACGAAAUUUGGCGUGUGAAUGGGCACGUGACAACAUAAGAGCCAACGCUGUUGCUCCUAAUUUUAUCCAGACUGCUAUGGCUCAACCUCUCCUCGGAAAUGCCGGCUACAAGAAGAGUUUGUUUAAUAGAACUCCACUAGGUCGCGCUGGAGAGCCAAAAGAGGUUGCAUCCCUUGUAGCUUUUCUGUGUCUACCCGCAGCUGCAUAUAUUACUGGUCAAACCAUUUGUGUUGAUGGAGGUCUCACUGUGAAUGGUUUGUCCUAUCAACAACAGGCUUGAGCCGAGAGUUGUGUUUGUGUGGCAAUUCAUUAUUCAAAUAUUUUUUUCCACAAAUUAUCAAUCGAUGCAUUUCAUAAUGAAUAAUGAGCUUCUCUAUCUUUGAUUUUCCAAAAUCGAGCAAGAAAUUUUUUAAACAGGUCAUUUUCAUCGUUUGGAUAAUACUUCAUCGAUCUUGCGAGUUCCAAAAAUGAUUUACUGGAUUAUUAAAUCACAUAUUUAAUAUUAUAUAUAUUUUUUUAUUUUUAUGUUUAGUUUUAGUAUUUUUAUUAGUUUAUGCAUCUUUAUAAAAUAAUAUUAAAUAAUUUCUUAUGGAAAUCAUAUUUCUUUUCAUGCUAUUUUACUAUUUUUAAAAUUUAAGUAUGAAAUAAAAACAUUAAAGAUUAAAAGAACUAUCAUGUGAAUAAAAAAAUUUAACUCUAAAAUCGAGUAAUGAGUAAAUGGAUUAACGUUAACUAUCACUCCAUUUUGGAACUGAAAAUAGAGUAGAAUUGGAGUAUAUUUUACUACAAAAUGAUGUUUAGCGUAAAAAAUUGAGUAGAAUUGGAAUAUCAUAUUAAUACUAAUAUUAAUCAAUCUUUCUAAAAAUACUAUCAGAUUUGUGAGAUUUAUUGGAUCAAUCAUUAUCGAAUUACGGGUAAAUAUCGAGUUUUUGAAUUUUUACCAAAUUUUAUCAGAUUUUUAAUAAACAAAUUUUUAGUAAUUCUGAACCGAAUUAUAUACUAAUUGGUUCUAGGGGUUUUUGCCAAAACUAACCCACAACUUGAUUUUAAUCCCAAACCUAUACCCAAACUUGAAUCAAAUGCAAAACUAACCUAAAAGCUUAGUGAAAUUACAGCUCA